Seminavis robusta is the source of this 2909-nucleotide messenger RNA. The record is from the annotation of a GenBank genome assembly. NCBI's taxonomy places the organism in Eukaryota, Bacillariophyta, Bacillariophyceae, Naviculales, Naviculaceae.
CGUUGACAGUCUGGUUGUUAAAAGUAUGUACUAUUGAUGUGAUAGUACGUAAAGGUACGUUGUAUGAUUGGCCAGCUCUCUUAUGCCCUAUUAGUAAACACUGCUUGCUGGUCGCGGAAGCGGUUGAUUCGCUAUCCGCUGUUGUUUCUUUCCACAGUUUCUAUCAACUGCUUCGGGAGCAUCUUAUUCUGCCUUUGCCAAAAUUGUUUGUUUAGCCUGUCACAAGAUCACUCCUGCAAGGUACACACACUCACAUCAGCCAACAAUUAGUCUGAAGCACCCGUAAAAAGGAAACCAUCUCAUAGUUUCUCACAUAGACUACUAGUCUACUUGGUAGCAUACAGACAAGCGAACAAACGCACAAACACAAACAGACAACUAGCUAUCCAGCAAGCAGGGACCAGUUCACUGGAUCACUUUCACAAAAUCACAAACGGAUACCCAAGCUCAGCUAAUAAGCCAAGGUCACCAUUAUCUGCCUCAGAUACCCUCAGAUACCCUCAGAUACCCCCAUUAUCUUCUCUGAUAGAGCUCUGAUCGAGGAUUCCCCAAGAAGAUACCCCCAUUAAGCUUCGUUAAGCUUUGUUAAGCUACCCAAGGUACGGUAUAUACCCCUUUUUCUUGUCAAGCUACCCAUUACGCUACCCAUACCGGUACAAGAAGAUGCCCCGCAAAGACAAUAAUAAGGACAAAGACAAGGAACGUCGCGAAGUUCGAAGCGAAAGAGGCGAACGACGAGAACGAACAAUGGCAGCUUCGACUCUAUCGCCUCCUUCGCCCACUCCACGAUCUUAUCGACGAGAAGAACAAGACUUGAAUUCCAUUUUGUUUCACGAGCAACUUCAUUCCAGUGCCGAUAACUUGAAAAACAUGGACAUGGACGUCUUUAGCUAUGCCAGCCACCACCAGCACAGUUCUACGGCGUUGGCAUUGGCAGACUUGGCGUCCAAGGUGGACUUGCCGUUGGCAUUGCCUCCUUUGCAACCUCGUCUCAACGCUGCUAGUACCAAUGCUAGCAAUGCUACUAGUACCCACAACGACUACGUGUACGACGACUUUAACAACGACGAAACGUCUGCCGAUGUCGACAUUCUAGAAGCCAUUCAAAAGGGACAAGAACGAGCGCAGCAAGAAACGCAAGAUACCCCGAGAAAAAAGUCACAUUCUGGUACGACUCUCAGUGCUAGUAGUACUAGUACGAGUACGCAUUCCCGCAAGCAACACGAACGUCAGGAACGUCAAGAUCAAGACUUGCAAGAAGAGUACAAUCAUGCCAAAGACAGAAAUCUACUGCUCCAGCAAGCCGUGGCUGAGUACCUGCAAGAACCAAAGCUGAUGCCACACGUACACUUAAACACUCACACGCACUCGACUACCACAUGCAGUAGCACCGGGAGCCAGGACGAUACCACUGACACGAACAGCAGUCCUUCUUCCACAGAACACGAUCGCAAGGAACAACGAAAACGAUCCAGACGCGUUGAAGCCGAACGAAAGCGACGACAGUCCAUUGAACGUAAUCAACAACGUAACCAACGAGACACACAAAACGUAUCCAUGACCAGUGCCACGGAAGACAUGUCCAGUUGCAAUACCAGUACGUGCCAUGAUACAACAACAACCACAACAACAACCUCCAACAACAACAACGACCCCAUGAUGAUGAGCAGCAGCAGUCGUCGUCGUGGUCGUGAACGUAAGAGUUGCACCAAACCACCCGUCACUCGAGGAAACAGUGCACGACAGAGUCUACUCUUGCACGCGGCGGAAAUGAGAUCAUCGUCAUCGUCGUCGCUACUAAGACCUCGUCGCAGUGCUUCCGUGAGAAGCAUCACCAGUACCACUGUCAGCGAGGAACGCGACGACGAAGGAAACAUUGUAACUACCAGCAAGGCACUCUUGAAACGAAAUGAACGCUCUCGAUCUCUCACACGAACCGUCAUUCGACGAGUCAGUCGAUCCCUCAGUAGGUUGCGCACCCGCAUUACCGGAGAGGAAGGACGACGUGGCAAGAGCAUGGAUGGUCAUCAUCAUCGUCGCAAGAACAAGAGCAGUCACAACCGAUCCUCCUCCGACAUGAUGAUGAAAAAGAAGAAAAGUAGCAAAAAGUCCAGGUCCUGCACGUGUCCCAAGGAAUCCGGUGAAAAGGGUGUCGUUAUUAUUCUCAAAUCAUGUCCCAAGCAUGGGCGAAAUGCACAGAAACGAUUGAAAAGUGGAAACAAUGCCAACACAAUUGUGGUCGAAAACAAGUCCGGUCCUGCAUUGGGACGAUCCAGUACCACGGGCAGUGCUACCUGUAGCAGUAGUAGUACGACCAUGACGAUGAGUGCCAGUGAACACAAGGAACGAAGAUCCACAGUUACGAGCACGAGUGCUGGUACUGGUAGUCACCGUCACCAACAACAACAACAGCAACAACUACUCAAGUCCAGCAGCAAACGGAGCCAUCAUCAUCACGGCAGCUCGUGCAGAAAGGAACGAGGAAGACCAAAAGUGAGACAAUCCACCAACAGUGAAAGUCUGGCAGCAGUGCCACGACCAAGUCGAUCCAGGAGCUUGGCCGAGUUCUAGCUAGUUGUGCUGCCUUGUUGUCUGACUACCAACCAACCAGCGUCCGUGGUCAUGGGAGUACGUGCGAUCGAUCGAUCGAUGGCGACCACGGUCAAGUCAUGUGAUGUAUUGUUUGUAUAUUUAUUGUGAUUGGUAUGUGGGUACUCGUAUUAUUGGAUGGCAAAGAGUUGGGUGAACUCGACCGGGAGUACCAAUGACUGACUGAAUUUUUACGUACAAUAAGCAAGAAAGAACGCUGUGUAUUAUUGAUGUGCAUGAAAGAAAGACUGAACCAACCAGCAGCUCGUGAAAUAGUAAAAUGGAAGUAAUGAGCGGUUGAUUUAUUGCGUGGUGAAAGG